UACUUUUCCGCGGGAAGCAGGGCCGGACCCGAAGCAGUUAAACUGUUGAAUCAUUUCCCGCUGUUUCGCCACGCGUCCACAUCGUUCUCAUCUUCCUCUCGAAAUGUCCCAACUUCGAACCUCUCUCUCUCUCUCCGUUAUUCCAAUCUAAUCGAACCCUUACAAACCCUAACAAUCAACAAUGGCUUUGCAAGGCCCAAACCACAGAAACCCUCUCUACCCGGAGGUUAUCGAAUCAAAUCCCAACGCCUCCUCAAAGCCUAACUCUUCCUCAAAUCUCUACCCCUCCAUCGACAUGCGGAACCUCGUCGAGAACCUCUUCCCUGACAACGACAAUCUCCACAACCCUAACUCUAGUCACCCCACGGCCCCGCCGGUGGCCAUUGAAGAGGUCCUGAUUACGAUCCCUGGAGCAAUUCUCAACCUCAUCGACAACCACUACAGCGUCGAGCUGGCCUGCGGCGACCUCACCGUUGUCCGUAUCCGGCAGGGCGACAAUGUCGUCGCCGUCCUCGCCCGCGUCGCCGACGAGAUCCAGUGGCCGCUCGCCAAGGACGAGGCAGCCGUCAAGCUCGAUGACUCGCACUACUUCUUCUCCCUCCGCACACCCAAGGAACACCGGUCCGGCUCCGAUUCGAGCGACGAGGAAGACGAACCGACCGACUCGGACGAUUUGCUUAACUACGGAUUGACGAUUGCGUCCAAGGGCCAAGAGAACCUCGUCAAGGGCCUGGACGGGAUUUUGCAGAGUUACAGUAGUUUUUCGGUCCAGAAGGUUUCGGCGAAUGCAAAUAUUAAGAAGGGGGAGGCGCUGGACGGGUCGGUGGCCAGGGAAGUCUCGCCGGCAGAGUUGAAGUCGGAGAAGAAGAAGGAGCUGAUGGAGAAGCGGUGCGCCGCGUACUGGACGACGCUGGCGCCGAAUGUGGAGGAUUACAGUGGAACCGCUGCGAGGCUGAUCACGGCCGGAUCGGGGAAGCUGAUCAAGGGGAUCUUGUGGUGCGGGGACGUCACGGUGGAUAGGUUGAAGGUAGGGAAUGAGGUUAUGAAGAAGAGGAUAAACCCGCGUUCUAGUUCGGAGAUUGAUCCUAAAACCUUGAAGCGGAUUAAAAGGGUUAAGAGGGUGACCAAAAUGACGGAGAAGGUUGCAACUGGGGUUCUCUCUGGGGUUGUUAAAGUGUCUGGAUUUUUUACAAGUUCCAUAGCAAAUUCAAAGGUCGGCAAGAAAUUUUUUGGCCUCCUGCCUGGGGAGAUUGUGCUUGCGUCCCUGGAUGGAUUUAGCAAAGUCUGCGAUGCUGUUGAAAUAGCUGGAAAAAAUGUCAUGUCAACAUCAUCCACUGUGACAACUGAACUUGUCACCCACAGGUAUGGGGAACAAGCCGGUGAGGCAACAAGUGAAGGGCUUGAUGCUGCUGGCCAUGCUAUAGGGGCUGGAUGGGCUGCUUUUAAGAUCCGAAAGGCAUUCAACCCUAAAAGUGUUCUUAAACCUACCACCUUGGCAAAGUCUGCUGCUAAAGCUGCAGCUGCUGAGAAGAAGAAGGCUAAGAAGUCCAAAUAAUUGCUGAUGGGAAUUUUUCAGAAGUGCAGCAGAGGACUACAAAGCCGUGGUUUCUGUGUCACAAGGUCAAAAUGCUUGCUGGGCUUGAAUCAGCUGCCUGGGCCCUUGUAAGAAGUCCGGUUCAGUGACUUCUUUGCACAAAAGCGAACAAAAAGGCCAUCAUCGAACAUGGUAUUUUCACCGUAGCCGGGACGUUGUACAAGGAAGCAUGAUUCCUGCGGGGAGGAGGUUACUCAUGCUGGCACUAUCUCAAUUUUCUAACAUCCCAAAAAGCAAAAGGAGAAAACUAACUAUUUAUCCUUCGGCUCUGUACUCGUAGGCGGUGGAAGGGGUUGUUGUAGGUUUGGUGGGUUACCAGGAUGAGGGAUGAUAAACAUCACGCCAGGCUUGCAUGACUCUACGAGGAUAGUGAGCGUAAAGGUGGAAACUGAAAAAAAAGAAUGAAGAGCAAGAACAAGAAACAGGAGAGAAGAGGAGAGGGAGAGGGGAAGCCCAAUUACGGCUGUUAAUUAUUAAUAUUUUCAACCGUAGCCCAAUUGAGCUCAAGUCUAUCGAGUACUCGAAUGAUGGAUUGGUGGCUUGACUAAGGGCUCGUUUGGGAGUGCGAUUUCAAUAAGUAUGAUUUUAAAAAUUGUGUUUUUAAAAAUUGUGUUUUAAAAAUCUCUACUUUUUAAAAUCGCACAUGUGUUUGAUAAAACAUGCUAAUAAGUAUUUUUUUUUAUCAAUUGAGUGUUU
Molecule: messenger RNA, 2290 nt
Organism: Corylus avellana
Lineage: Eukaryota; Viridiplantae; Streptophyta; Magnoliopsida; Fagales; Betulaceae
Product: protein EARLY-RESPONSIVE TO DEHYDRATION 7, chloroplastic
Cellular component (GO): plasma membrane
Source: RefSeq, a predicted model, not a curated record